Messenger RNA from Acanthochromis polyacanthus (spiny chromis), 6970 nucleotides. Its product is annotated as FYVE and coiled-coil domain-containing protein 1-like. The record is from RefSeq and is a predicted model, not a curated record. Gene Ontology annotation, molecular function: metal ion binding. NCBI's taxonomy places the organism in Eukaryota, Metazoa, Chordata, Actinopteri, Pomacentridae. Gene Ontology annotation, cellular component: lysosome; late endosome; autophagosome. Gene Ontology annotation, biological process: plus-end-directed vesicle transport along microtubule; positive regulation of autophagosome maturation.
UACAACAAGUUUAUAUGUGCGGUCUGAGUUGGUUGUUAUGGGAUUGACACAUAUCUCUGAAAUCUUUUGUGCCAGACUGAUUUGGAUUCACUGAUUCAGCAGACUGGAUGUGACCCUGUGACCUCUGGUUGCCAGGGAGCGAGCGGCGGGACCAUGGCUGCUGGGGCUACAGUCGGGGAGAGCCAACUCCAGAGGAUUAUCCGAGAUCUGAAUGAGGCUGUCGCAGAGCUCGCAAAGGAAUACAAAGAAAAUGGGGAGCCGAUCACAGAUGACAGCACCAAUCUGCACAAAUUCUCCUACAAACUGGAGUAUCUGCUGCAGUUUGACCAGAAAGAGAAGACCACAUUUCUGGGUACAAAGAAGGACUAUUGGGAUUACUUCAGCGACUGUCUGGCUAAGAUCAAAGGAGCCAACGAUGGUAUUCGCUUUGUCAAAUCCAUCACCGAGCUCAAGACAUCACUUGGGAAGGGAAGAGCAUUUAUUCGCUACUCCCUCGUACAUCAGCGACUGGCCGACACUCUGCAGCAGUGUCUGAUGAACCAGAGAGUCACCAGUGACUGGUACUAUGCAAGAAGCCCUUUCUUGAAGCCCCACCUUAGUGUUGACAUCAUCAACCACCUGUAUGAGCUCAACGAGGUCCAGUUCGAUGUGGCAUCCAGAGGUCAUGAUCUUGACGCCUCCUGGCCAACUUUUGCAAGGAGAACACUGGGAAGUGCAAAUUCACCUGGUCACAUGUGGAAACCACCCAGCCGCAGUUCCAGUAUUAACAGCCUAGCCAGCACUUACUCCCAGCAAGCACCUGAGUUCCCUGCUAGUCCUGACUACGGUCAGAGUCUGCUGAAUGACCUGAACGAGUCUCUGCCCGCCUGCAUGGAAGAUGCCAGCGCAGUUGAAGACCUUCGUCUGGAGUUGGAUCAGUCCGAGCUGAAGCAGCGAGAUCUCCUUGUUAAGGUGCAGCAGCUCGGUGAGGAAGCUGCUGAGCUCAGGAGGGUAGUUGUGGAGCUCCAGAGGCAGCUGGAUGUGUCGCUUGCAGCUCAAGAGAAGCAACAGGGUUUGCAGGGAGAGCUCAGGGCUGUUCAGGGGAGAGAGGAGGCUCUGUCCAGAGAGGUGGAAGCACUCAGGACUGGGGAAAAAGCCAGGGAGGCUCAGCAGCUCCUGCUUCAGGAAAAGUUGGCAGCUGCUGAGGGGAAGAACAUAGAGCUCAUGGCCAAGUUGGACGGCGUUCUGAAUGAGAAGGGCCAGCAGGCAGCCAGUUACUUUGAUUCAGCGCAGAAGAUACAUGAGUUGCUGGACAGAUUGAAAGAGGCAGAGAAAGGAAAGCUGGAAGCUGUAGCUGAGGCGGAGGAGAAGAGGAGGCAGACGGAAAGAUUAGAGGGGGAGCUGAGAGACAAGGAGGUGACUGCAAAGGAUGGUGAAGCAAAACUUGGAGCAUUAGUGACAUCUGUGUCUGACGAGAAAGCCAAGUUAGAGGCAAAAGUGGAGGAACAGUGCAGUGCCCUUGACAAGCUGCAGGGAGCUUUGACACUGAGAGAGAAGGAGGCGAGUAAUCUACAGAGGCAACUCCAGGACCUCCAAAAAUCUUUAGAGGAGAAAGAAAAAGACCUGGAAGAGGUGAAAAGGAGAGCACAAGAAGAUAAAGAUGAGAUGCAGAAGAAUGUUGGGGUCUUGAAAGAGUCUUUAAAAGCUGAAAUUGCUGCCCUUACAGAGCAGAUUAAGAGUAAAGAGGCCGAGCUAACCUCCAGCCGUGAGACACUACAACAGCUAGAAACCAAAAACCAAAGCCUGAUCUCCGAGAAGGACAAACUUACCACCAGCUUUGCUGAGUUGGAGGGUAACGUUAAAGAACAGGCCACGAAGAUGGAAGAAUACAAGACGCAGUGUGCCAGUCUGAUGGAACUGAAUGAGAAGCUGCUGACCACAGUGAAGAGAAAUGAGGAGUUGAAGAAGGAGAUGGCAGAGAACAGAACAGUGCUCGAGGCUGAAUUAGCAGCUCUGAGGGCUUCUGAGAAACAACUGAGAGGCCAGCUGGAUGACACCAAGAUGACGGUGGAUGAAGAGAAGCGGUUGCGUGAAGAGAACCGCAAACUGGACGAGAGUCUGCAGCGAACUGCCCUGGCUGCAAAGCUCUCGGAAACCACAUCAAAGCGACUGGAGCAGGAGAACCAGAGUCUGAGGGAGGAGCAGGAUAAUGUGAAAGGAGCUCUUAGCCGCAUGCAGUCAGAUUUGAAGAACGUUCACGGGCAGAUCGGAGAUUUGGAGAAGAACUUAGGAGCUUCACGCAAGAAUGAAGCCAAUCUUCAAGAACAGCUCCAAGCCAAAGCGGCUCAGCUAGAGAGUAAAGAGAAGGACCUUGUUAUGUUGCAGUCGAGGAUGAAGGAAUUGGAGGCCAAGGAGGAGGAGCUUGAGACUGCAAAAGCCAAUGCAGAAGCAACCUGUGCUCGACAGACAGAAAUGAUUGAAAGGGUGACCUCUGAGAAACAGGUGAUGGAGAAAUCUCAGCUGGAGAGGAGUGCGGUCCAAGCCAAGGAGAACCAAGAAGUGACUGGCAAGUUAUCUGUGGUUGAAGGCCAGUUGGAGGUUAGCAUGAAAGAAGUGUCCAGGCUCCAGGCAGAGGUACUGGACCUCAGGGUGCAGGUGCAGAGAUCUGAAGAGGAAAAGCUGAAAUCCAAAGCACAGCUGGAGGUGACAGAAGCCCAAAGAGAUGAGCUCAGGACUCUGACCGAGCAGCUUAAAUCCCAGACUGAAGCACAGAAUAAGAAGCAUGUAAUGGAGCUCAUGGAGUGCAAAAAGAAAGAAGAGGCGCUCGCUCAACAGCGUGAUCGAGAAGUAGCUGCCCACGCCGAGCUGGCUAUCUCUGCAGCUGCCACUCGACAAGAGCUGGCCACCUUCAAGGCAGAAAACGAAAGGGUGGCUUUAGAGAUCAACGAGACACGAGAAGGUCUGCACAGGGCAAACACUGAGAUGGCAGAGCUGGGAAUAACCAUCUGCAAGCUGAGCGCAGAAAAGGAAGAGGCCAGAGAGCACUGGGCAGGGGAUGCUGCUAAGAUUGAAGAGCUGGAGAAAGACGUGGAGCGACUAGAGGAGUGCAUGAAAGAACUGCGACUGGAGAACAGUCGCCUGAAAGAGGAGCUUACACGGAAGGAGGCGCUUCCUGGGACGAUCACAGAGCUCCAGGCACAGCUGGAAAAGACCAAGACUCAAGUGCAAAGCAUCAAGGACUCCACCCGAGAGGAGAUGGACGUGGUCAAGUUCCAGAUGAGCUCAGAAAACAUGAAUCAUCAGGUCCAGUUAAAGAGUGCGAAUGAACAGCUGGACAAGAUGAAAGUCCAGCUGCAGGAGGAGCAGAAGAAGGCGUCCAUCUUGCAGGACAAAGUGUCUGAACUUGAGGCUGUGAAUGAACAGUAUUUGCAGCAGACCGGGGAGAAAGAUGUUCACAUCACAAAGACGGAAGCAGCCGUUGGCGAGAAUGAAAGCGAGCUUCAGCAGCUCAGAGAUGCGGUCACCAGUGCUGAAGAAGCGCACCUGGUUGCUCAAAAGCUCUGUGAGGAAUUGAAGCAGAAACUGAAAACCGCAGAAGCCGACAGACAAAGCCAGAUUCUGAAGACGACUGCGGAGAUCGAUGACCUGAACAGAACCAAGACCAACCUUGAGGAGCGACUCAUCGAGCUCAUAAGGGACAAAGAUGCCUUGUGGCAGAAGUCGGACGCUCUGGAGUUUGAGCAGAAACUGCGAGCAGAGGAGCGCUGGUGGUUGGUGGAUAAAGAGGCCACGCACUGUCUCGACUGCCAGGGUCAGUUCACCUGGUGGAUGCGCAGACAUCACUGCAGACUUUGCGGGCGCAUCUUCUGCUACUACUGCAGCAACAACUUUGUAAUGACCAAGCACAGCACGAAGAAGGAGCGCUGCUGCAGGGACUGCUACACCCAGCACAGUGCGGUGGUGGAGAGGUUCACAGAGGCAGAGCUGAGUCCUUCAGAUGUUCCUCCUCCUCCACCUGGAGCUGGACCUCAGCCACCUCCUGAACCAGCUCCUUAUAAACCCACUCCCAGGGUCACAGUUUCGGACCCCUGUAACCGAUCAGACGAUGGAGUUUUCGACAUCAUCACUGAAGAAGAGGUGAACGGCGUCUACGACAGUGACGCCACCUCUCAGACCACAGGAGGUUCCCUGGAGGGGGAACAGGACCGACGGCAGCCAGGAGCACUGCAUAUAGGCACAGGAGAUGCCACCGCUGAUGAAGAGCAUGUUCCCACUGUUCAGGAUUCAGAGAUCAACCUCCUUAAAUCAGGAGAAAUCACGAUGGCUGUCCCUCUCAGCAUUGAUGAUAUUUCUGAGUUUGGCGACAGUACCAGGGAGCUCUUCGUUAAGUCCAGCUGCUACAGUGUCAUAACUGUUGCUGUGGGCGACUGUGGCCCAACCAUCUGCUGGAUGUUUUCCUCUGAGCCCAAGAGCAUCUCCUUUAGUGUGGUUUACAGGGAAUCCAGUGACACUCAGAUGGAGCAGUCGAAGGUCCUGAUUCCUCUGACUCGAUGCAAUUCCCAUAAAGAGACAAUUCAGGGGCAGCUGAAAGUCCGACACCCCGGCCUCUACACACUCAUAUUUGACAACUCCUUCUCACGGUUUAUCUCCAAGAAAGUCUUCUACCAUCUGACUAUGGAGAAGCCUGUGAUCUACGAUGGAAGCGACUGUCCCUGAAGCUCCCACAGCAGCGUCGCCAUGACGUCACUGUGGCAGCUAAAGGGGAAACUGACAAAAUGGCAAUUCAGUUCUUUAUUUUUCAUCCUUCCUUUUUAAAAACCAAGUAUUUUAUGUUUACAGAAAUGCUCUGUUUUAUUUAACUCUGUGGUGUUUUGACGUGCGCUCCUGUUUUUGACUGCGGCCCAAGUAAAGGUUCUUAAGAAGAAGAAAGAGGUUUUAGAAGGAAACUUUUAUGCAACUUUUAGCAUGUACACCAAGUAAUAUAUUUACCUUCAUUUCAUUCAUUUUGUAGUCUAGAUUUUUCUGUUUGUCCGUAGUUGUGGUGGUCUUCAGUUUGGUUUGGCUUCUCUUUUCCCACAUAUGUUGAUGGGAAUCCAAGCUACUGCAGGGGGACUCCAGAAAUAUCAAAUCUGAUAAAAGACUGUUGGCAGAUGGCAAUUAUUUCUGUGCAAAAAAAGCUGUCUUGAAGACACAGAAAUAUUUGAAAAGGAAAUGUAAAUUCACAGCCAGUUAUACAUGUUUUGUGCGGUAUUUAAAUCAGACGGUAGGAAAAGUGCAGACAGGUGGUUUACCUGCCGUGACAGCGUGACUUGUUUUGUCACAUUGUCUUUGUGUGCAUCAUCCUGGUAAAGUGUGAUCCUGGAGACACCUACUGUAGAACUAUGAUAAAGGCAGUCGCUUAAGGACUUUGCUGGACAGAUUUAGUUAACAUGGUAGCGUCACAAACAUGCCAGAGAAAGCCUGGAGAUUUCACAGGUGUGAAGUUAAGAUAAAAAUGAAGAGCUUGAACAUGGGUUUGGUCUGACCCAUGAGUACUGACGGCUGAUGAUAAAAAUCUAGCAACAACAAUGCAGUAGUGACAACUGAGCGUUCAUUAUGUGGAACAUUGAGCGCCGCGACUGAUGGGAUUCAAUGGCAAGACCGACUCUAGUUCAAAACAAUGAACUUGGACAGCUGUGCUUGGGCAAAAAUCCUAAUCAUUUAUUGACUAAUAAUCAGUAACACACACAUAGGUCUGAGUAUUUAGACACCAAAGGAAUCGCAGUUGAUAUUCACUCACUGUUAGAAGUCCAUAACAGAUUUAUAUUGUGCAGCAGCUUGUAUUUGUUUUCACACCACGCUUUAUUAUAGGUUAAAGUAGUCAUUGAAGAGCACCAGUGUAAUAAUGUACUAAUACCUAAUGAGUACUCACAGCAUCAGCAUAUUGCCCAUCCCAUCACAUAACAGUCUGUGGUUCUUUAAUCGACUUGUCUGAUACAUUUUAUUUGCACUUUGCCAGCACAAGAUGGGCAAAAAAAGCAGUAACCAAUAACUGGUCUGAGAGGGGAAAAAAAACAGUUUCUGCUUCAUAACAAAGGAAAAGCACUUUGUGCAAAUCUCAGGAGUGGGACAUUCAACUGUCCUCCAGUGGUAGCAUGUCCUCAAUUUUUUUGAAAAUUCAAAGGAGAGAAGAAAAACUGCCAUGUUGCUUUGUGUGUGAGGAGACCUGCACACCAGCUUUCUCCAUCCACUUUAUAUGUAGGAGCUAAUCAAGUGUCUGACUGUGUUAUUACAAUGACUUUCAGUUGAAGUAAAUUACUGAUUGUCGGCUGAAGAGCUGCUGUACUAUCCAAGUGCCUUUUGAUUUUAAUUGCCAGGGAUUUGUUUGCUUUUGUACAUUUCACUCUUUGUUAUCCUCUCAGAACGUGACCCUUCGUAGGGAUUCGUAGCAUUCUGUAAACACUUUUUAUCGGCAUUUAAAUCACAUCAUGCAGAAUUUUUUUUUAGUAAUACCAUUUGAAAGGAUUUUUUUCUUUCAGUUUUCCUCUGAAUCUCUGCAAUCUUUUUGUCAUAUUAUUAGAAAACAUUCUUCUUGUGCCCUCAGCGAUGAAAUGAGUUUGAAUACUGUGUGCUGGUUUUAAUAUUAGAUUUUUGUUUAAAGCAAAGCAAUAAGAAUGAAUUACCGUUCAGAUACAACCCUACACUACUUAGCAAGCAAUUAAGCUGCUUUUCUAAGGGUCUGUUUGCCCUUCAGUCAGGUCUCUUUUAUACUUCUGAUGGAUGCAAAUUCUAUGCAAAGCCUCAUAUUUUCUAAAAAGCUGCACUUUGUGAUGAAUAUUUUUUAAAUUGUUACAAUAUUCUGUGUGUAAAGUUUAUACUAUUGUUGUCAAAUAAUCCACUCGCUGACGGAUCUUUUUAAAGAUUGACAUGAUUCACUGCAGCAGGUGUCGAGUAUAACCAGCAAGCUGCCGAACAACCAGUUCACACAAAUAAAUUGUGAUGGUGUCUCUGA